Dama dama (fallow deer) is the source of this 1995-nucleotide messenger RNA. RefSeq names its product 3-hydroxy-3-methylglutaryl-CoA synthase 2 (gene HMGCS2). The coding region runs from base 29 to 1555 and encodes 508 amino acids. The record is from RefSeq and is a predicted model, not a curated record. Gene Ontology annotation, cellular component: mitochondrion. The transcript is spliced from 10 exons. Lineage: Eukaryota; Metazoa; Chordata; Mammalia; Artiodactyla; Cervidae. Gene Ontology annotation, biological process: acetyl-CoA metabolic process. Gene Ontology annotation, molecular function: hydroxymethylglutaryl-CoA synthase activity.
CGCUGGCUUUCUGCUCACUCCUCCAAAAAUGCAGCGGCUGUUGACUCCAGUGAGGCAGGUGUUGCAAGUGAAGAGAGUGAUGCAGGAAGCUUCCCUCCUGCCUGCCCGCCUUCUCCCAGCAGCCCACCCCAGUUUUUCUACAGUUCCGGCUGUCCCCUUGGCCAAAACAGAUACUUGGCCCAAGGAUGUGGGUAUUCUUGCCAUGGAGGUCUACUUUCCAGCCCAGUACGUGGACCAGACAGAGCUGGAGAAGUUUAACAAGGUGGAGGCAGGGAGGUACACAGUGGGCUUGGGCCAGACCCAGAUGGGCUUCUGCUCGGUCCAGGAGGACGUCAACUCCCUCUGCCUGACGGUGGUUCAACAGCUGAUGGAGCGCACGCAGCUCCCCUGGGACUCCGUGGGCCGCCUGGAAGUGGGCACUGAGACCAUCAUUGAUAAGUCCAAGGCUGUCAAAACAGUGCUCAUGGAGCUCUUCCAGGAUUCAGGCAACACUGACAUUGAGGGCAUCGAUACCACCAAUGCCUGCUACGGUGGCACUGCCUCCCUCUUCAAUGCUGCCAACUGGAUGGAAUCCAGCUCCUGGGAUGGUCGCUAUGCACUGGUGGUCUGUGGGGACAUUGCAGUCUACCCCAGUGGUAACGCUCGCCCCACAGGCGGGGCUGGAGCUGUGGCCAUGCUGGUUGGGCCCGAGGCCCCUCUGGUCCUCGAGAGAGGGCUUAGAGGAACCCACAUGGAGAACGUGUACGACUUCUACAAACCAGAUGUGACUUCAGAGUACCCACUGGUGGAUGGGAAGCUCUCCAUCCAGUGCUACUUACGGGCCCUGGACAAAUGUUACGCAUUCUACCGUCGAAAGAUCGAGAAACAGUGGAAGCAAGCUGGCAUCGAUCGGCCUUUCACUCUCGAUGAUUUGCAGUAUGUGAUUUUUCACACGCCUUUCUGCAAGUUAGUCCAGAAAUCCCUGGCCCGCCUGAUGUUCAAUGACUUCCUAUUGGCCAGCGGUGACUCACAGCCUGGCAUCUACAAGGGGUUGGAGGCCUUCAGGGGGCUAAAGCUGGAAGACACCUACACCAAUAAGGAUGUAGAUAAAGCAUUUCUAAAAGCCUCUCUGGACAUGUUCAAUAAGAAAACCAAGAACUCCCUCUACCUCUCCACGUACAACGGGAAUAUGUACACCUCAUCCCUAUAUGGAUGCCUGGCCUCACUUCUGGCCCAUCACUCUGCCCAAGACUUGGCUGGCUCCAGGAUUGGUGCCUUCUCUUAUGGCUCUGGUUUGGCAGCAAGUUUCUUUUCUUUCCGGGUGUCCCAGGAUGCUUCUCCAGGCUCCCCGCUGGAGAAGCUGGUAACCAGUGCAUCAGACCUGCAGAAACGUCUUGCCUCCCGGAAGCGUGUGUCUCCUGAGGAGUUCACAGAAAUAAUGAACCAGAGAGAAGAAUACUACCACAAGAUGAACUUCUCACCACCUGGUGACAAAAACAGCCUUUUCCCAGGCACUUGGUACCUGGAGCGAGUGGAUGAGCUUUAUCGCCGAAAGUAUGCCCGGCGUCCUGUCUAAAGGUGAUCUGUGGAGAGUUUCCUGGGAAAAGUGCUACAGAACAUCUGCCCUCUUUCAACUGUAUAACCCCCGACUCUUAGCUGGUAAAUAGAUUGCAUUGGACACAGCAGCCUGUAAACACUGGCCCCAUGGAGUGAGGGGCCAUCCUUAAUGGGUCCUUCUGCCUUUCCCUGCUGCAAUCACUGUCAUGGGCUUGCAGAGCCCUCUAUGAAGAGGUGGCGGGACAGAGGAGAGACUCAGCCUUGAAUCACAGACCGAAAGUGUGGCAGCUCCAUUGUCUCCUUCAAGAUCCAGAUAGCUCGCCUCUCGUUUGUUAUAGCUUUUCAUUAUUGUUAUUAUUACAUUUCCAUGCUGUUAUGUCUUUGUCUCUUAGGGUUUUCUGUGAAUUUCUAAAUUCCAUGUUUGGUACUAAGCUAAAAGAACACAAUUAAAAAGCAAAG